This is a messenger RNA of Otolemur garnettii (small-eared galago), 444 nucleotides long. It is a transcript of the gene LY6G5C, whose product is annotated as lymphocyte antigen 6 family member G5C. The coding region runs from base 1 to 444 and encodes 147 amino acids. The transcript is spliced from 3 exons. The record is from RefSeq and is a predicted model, not a curated record. Gene Ontology annotation, cellular component: external side of plasma membrane. Lineage: Eukaryota; Metazoa; Chordata; Mammalia; Primates; Galagidae.
AUGCAUUUCAUGGCAGGCCCUGCAGAGAACCGGCAUCUGGAGACCUUGGGCCUCCGCAGAACUCUCCAAGCCCUGUGCAUGGUCCUCUUAACAGUGCUGGUCAUGAUGAGCAUGGUGUUUGGUAAGAUUGUUCCUGUCAAUCAGAAACCAUCUCAGUUCCCCAAAUACCUGCGCUGCUAUCGAUGCCUCUUAGAGACCAAGGAGUUGGGGUGCCUUCUGGGAUCUGACAUCUGCCUCACACCAGCUGGCAGCAGUUGCAUCACUCUCCACAUAAAGAACAGCAGUGGAUCCGAUGUCAUGGUGAGUGACUGCCGCAGCAAGGAACAGAUGAGUGAUUGUUCAUAUACCCGCGCUUCUCCAGUGUUUGGCUUCUGGAUAUUCUCCCAGUGCUGCUUCCUGGAUUUCUGCAAUGACCCUCAAAACAGAGCACUCCAUACUCCUUAG